GCUGAUUCAGUGCGGGGCUCUGAGGACAGACAGCCCCGGUCAGAGCAGCAGCUCCCACCGGACACAAAGAGCUGCGAUCCCGGAGAGAAGAUCAGGGGCCUAUCACCCACCUGGAGGGAUCUAUCUCGGGAGGGACCUCUCCAGGCAUCACCCCGCUGGGAAGACCGGUCGCUCCGGUGUUCGCAUCCUCUGACUGAUUACCCCGUUUAGGGUACAUAUCGGACUAUCUGACCCCUGAUCAUGCUGCGCUUUGGGCUCCUGGUGCUGCUGUCCUGUGCGGGACCUGCGGCUCUACUGCCCACCUUCGGGGGGCGCUGCCCUGCGCGCUGUGACCCGUCUUCCUGCCCCCCGGCCCCGACCGGCUGCUCGUCCGGGGAGACGGCUCUGCGCUGCGGCUGCUGCCCGGUGUGUGCGGCCGGCGAAGGGGAGCGCUGCGGAGAGGGGGCCGGGGAUCCGCUGUGCGCCUCUGGGCUGCGCUGUGUGAGGAGCGGGGGGAGCGGUGCCCAGCGGGUCUGCCAGUGCCCUACAUCCCAGCCAGUGUGCGGCAGCGACGGCAAGACCUACAGCAACCUGUGCCGGCUACAGGCGGAAAGCAGAGCGGCGCAGAGCCGGGGAUCAGCGACCAUCAUCCCCAUCCAGAGAGGGGACUGCCAGCAAGGACAGAAGGACCCUGACAGCCCGCGGUACAAAUACAACUUCAUCGCUGAUGUUGUGGAGAAGAUCGCGCCAGCUGUUGUGCACAUCGAGCUCUAUCGCAUGCAUCCGUUUUUCAAGCGUGAGAUCCCUGCAGCAAGUGGAUCCGGUUUCAUUGUAUCUGAAGAUGGCUUGAUUCUUACCAGUGCCCACGUGGUCACCAACAAGCAUAGACUGAAGGUGGAGCGUAUUGAUGGGUCAACCCACGAUGCUAAAAUUAUUGAUGUGGAUGAAAAGGCAGAUAUCGCUCUCAUCAAAAUCAAACCAAAGGAUAAGUUGCCUGUGCUUCUUUUGGGUCGCUCUGAAGAUCUCCGUCCUGGAGAGUUUGUGGUUGCCAUCGGCAGUCCAUUCUCCCUUCAGAAUACUGUGACAACUGGCAUUGUGAGCACCGCGCAGAGAGGUGGGAAACAACUGGGUCUGCCAAACUCUGACAUGGACUAUAUCCAGACAGAUGCCAUCAUUAAUUAUGGGAAUUCUGGAGGUCCGCUUGUGAAUCUGGAUGGUGAAGUAAUUGGCAUAAAUACACUGAAGGUCACCGCGGGGAUCUCAUUUGCUAUCCCAUCCAAUAAAGUCCGCAAAUUCUUGGCAGAGUCGCAUGACAGGCAAUCCACAGGUCAAGGCAUUAAAAAGAAAAAGUAUUUGGGGAUCCGGAUGAUGUCACUUAGCCCAAGCAAAGUGAAGGAACUGAGGGAGCAGCUGAAGGAUUUUCCAGAUGUGACCUCUGGAGCUUAUAUUGUCGAAGUGCUUCCAGAUACCCCGGCAGAGGAAGCUGGACUGAAAGAAAGUGAUAUAAUAAUCAGUAUUGGUGGCCAGACCGUGAUUUCGAGUAGCGAUGUCACUGAAGCCAUUAAGCAAGAAGGCACCCUCCGUAUGGUUGUGCGUCGAGGCAAUGAGGACAUUGCGAUCUCUGUGAUACCCAAGGAAAUGGAUUUAUAAUGGCAGAAAUGAGCCGGUUUUCAUACAUCUUCCAGUCAAUAGAUCCAUUUAAUGACAAUUGCUACGAGAGCACGAUGUGUGUGAAAACUGAGACUUGCAGCCUUGACACCCCAAUGCUUCCUAUGCUGCUUUAAAUAGCUCUUUAGCACUAUUACACAAUAUGCUUCAUUUCCAUGACACAUCGUGCUGGGUUAUAGUGAAGUCAAAUCUUGCUUCAAUGAAAAAAAAUCUCUUAUUUAACUUUAAUUGAAUGUGGAUAUUAUGCAGAGUUAAAUAAUAUAGAAUUGCUAUGGUUUUCUUAAAGUUCUGGAAAUUCUGCUUAAAGGGAUACGUUCUGCCCUCAGAGACAGGUCUCUGACACUUACUCAUGAAUUUGCCUUAAAAAAAGACACUGGUAUUUUGUUUUUUGUUCAAUGCCCUUUUCAAGGUCAAUAAUAAACAAUAUUCCAAUUUUUGCA
Molecule: messenger RNA, 2087 nt
Organism: Spea bombifrons (plains spadefoot toad)
Lineage: Eukaryota; Metazoa; Chordata; Amphibia; Anura; Pelobatidae
Gene: HTRA1
Product: HtrA serine peptidase 1
Exons: 10
Coding region: 241-1629 (462 amino acids)
Biological process (GO): positive regulation of apoptotic process; proteolysis; programmed cell death
Cellular component (GO): extracellular region
Molecular function (GO): serine-type endopeptidase activity; protein binding
Source: RefSeq, a predicted model, not a curated record